UGCGAGCUCAGUCUAGCAGCAAAAGUCCAAGCGACUAGCUGGUGUCCGGUGUUCCAAGCGAUCGCAGUUUUGAAUCUGGAUUUUCGAAUUUCGAUUGGGACUUGAUUGGGGCUAUAUUCAUCUGAAUCGGCAACGCUAGUUGAAAUUCAGAAUAUACCUACAGCAUAGCACAGUACAUCACAGAGCCUGAGCCUGAGCCUUCAAGAUGUCGCAGCCACUCAAGUUCUACUUCGAUUUCCUUAAUCAAUCGAGCCGGGCGCUCUACAUCCUUCUGGAGGCAUCCAAAAUCCCCUUCGAGGCCAUACCCAUAUCGAUGCUGAAGGGCGAGCACUUGACUGGCGAGUUCCGGGACAAUGUGAACCGGUUCCGCAAGCUGCCGGCGAUCACCGACCAUGGCUACCAGCUGUCCGAGAACGUGGCCAUCUUCCGGCACUUGGCCCGCGAGAAGCUGGUGCCGGAGCACUGGUACCCACGGCGCCAUCUCGGUCGCAGCCGGAUCGACGAGUACCUGGCCUGGCAGCAGACGCACAUGGGCGUGGCCACCACCGAGUACUUCCAGCAGAAGUGGCUGGUGCCCUAUUUGCAGAAGACGCGCCCAACCGACAAUGCGGUGAAUCUCGCCAGCAAGCAGCUGGAGCACACGUUAAACGAGUUCGAGCAGCUCUUCCUCAACUCCCGCAAAUUUAUGAUGGGCGAGAACAUAUCCUAUGCGGAUCUCAGCGCCAUCUGCGAAAUCGAUCAGCCCAAGUCCAUUGGCUACAAUACGUUCCAGAACCGCAACAAGCUGGCCCGCUGGUACGAGGCGGUUCGCGAGGAGCUGGGCCCGCACUACAAGGAGGUGCUCGGGGAGUUCGAGACCAAGCUGAAGGGCAGCGGCAGUGGGCAGCAGCAGGGCGUGGCCCAGGCGGUGAAGCAAUAGCCGCGGGACCCGUCCACCCUCGGACCGUCCACAAAUCUUGUUUAGUUACCUAAGGCAAUCGACUAUUUAACCCGUUUUUUUUUUUUUUUUGUAUUUUGUGAUUGUACUUACUUUUUAAGAUUUAACCUUCCUAUCGCUCUUUUUAAUCUUUAACCUUUAACCCUACCAUUUGAAUCUAGUAUUGCUCAUUUGUAUAUCCCUGUUUUUCUAUUAUAUAGCUACGCAAAAAAAAAAACCAAUAUAUAAUAUUAGAGCUUAGUUGUUAAUUAUGUAUCUUAAAUAUACGUAUAUAAAGUACGCUUAUGAUUGUUAA
This is a messenger RNA of Drosophila gunungcola (fruit fly), 1232 nucleotides long. It is a transcript of the gene GstT4, whose product is annotated as glutathione S-transferase theta-3. Gene Ontology annotation, molecular function: glutathione transferase activity. Gene Ontology annotation, biological process: glutathione metabolic process. The transcript is spliced from 4 exons. The coding region runs from base 206 to 919 and encodes 237 amino acids. NCBI's taxonomy places the organism in Eukaryota, Metazoa, Arthropoda, Insecta, Diptera, Drosophilidae. Gene Ontology annotation, cellular component: cytoplasm. The record is from RefSeq and is a predicted model, not a curated record.